AUGAUAUUACAAACAAUAUUUUUUAAAAUUAUAUUAUUUUUAAAAAAGAUAAUUUUAAAAUUUAUUUUAAAAGUUUUAUUUUUUAAAAUUAUAUUAUUUUUAAUUAGUAAAGUUUUUUAUCCAAUUUUUUCAAGUAAUUUAAAGAUUGAAACAUUAGAAUUAAAUAUAGAUAGAGUAGAAGGUAAAACAAAUAAAAAAAGUUUCAAAAUAGUUCAAUUAUCAGAUAUACACUAUGACAAAUUACCUUUAAGAAUAUCUGAUUCUUUUCUUCAAAAAGUUAUAAAUUCAACAAAUGCUUUAAAUCCUGAUUUAAUCUUAAUAACAGGUGAUUUAGUUGAAAGGGAUCCAGAACCAAUAACUCAAUUAUAUAAAAAACAUUUAUCACAAUUAAAGUCAAAAUAUGGUAUUUAUGCUAUACUUGGUAAUCAUGAUUAUAAAACAACAUUGGGACCAGAAAUUAUUAAAAAUGCAUUAAAGAAUACAAAUAUAACAUUAUUGGAAAAUGAUAUUGUUUAUCCAAUGGGUAAAGAUAAAGUUGGUGGUGGUGGUGGUGCCAUUCAAUUAAUUGGUAUUGAUAGUUAUGCAAAUACGGAUCAGAAUAAAAUGGAUAGAUUAUAUAGAGAAAUAAAUUCAACAACAUCAAAUGAUUUAAUUAAAUUCCUUUUAAUACAUAAUCCUGAUCAUGUAUCAUUAUUAAAAGAGAAUAAUGUAAAUGUUGAUGUGGUUAUUGCUGGUCAUUCACAUGGUAGUCAAAUUUGUUUUCCAAAAUUUAAUGGAAUUUUUAAAACUAGAUUUACAAAUGGUGAUCCACUUUUACCAUACUUUGAAAGUUUUAUUCAAAAGAUUCCAAUUAAAUUCAUUAGAAAUAUUAAAUAUCCUGGUAAAAGAACUUUAAAAAAUUGGAAAUUUGGUAAAGGUUAUUUUCAAAUCUUACAAAAUUCUCAUAAAUUAAACUUUUAUGUAAAUCGUGGACUUGGUACUCAUCCACCUUUUCGUAUAUUUUGUGAUCCUGAAAUUACUCUUAUAAAUUUAAAUUCAAAUAAUACAACAAAUAAUAAUAAUAAUAAUAAUAAUACAACUUCGUCAAUUAAAAUAAAAUAA
Molecule: messenger RNA, 1101 nt
Organism: Dictyostelium discoideum AX4
Lineage: Eukaryota; Evosea; Eumycetozoa; Dictyosteliales; Dictyosteliaceae
Exons: 2
Coding region: 1-1101 (366 amino acids)
Molecular function (GO): hydrolase activity
Source: RefSeq, a predicted model, not a curated record